AAUUGUCUUGUAAUUAGCUACGUAACGCAUGUUUUGCGGGUGAGAACUGCGUAGUAUGGAUAAGUCUAGAGUUCUCGACAUACCUACAAAACUCGAUACUUUUGCAACAUUCCACAAAGUUACAAAUAUUUUAGAAAACAUGGCCAGCGCCAAACCCGACUGUUUCUACGGAUCCUUAUCAGCGGAAGAUGUCCAAGCUGUUAUAUCCAAAGCCUUAGGACCAAAUGUCAAGGUUGUCGAUUACCGAAUCAAGCCCUUCGCCGAUGUCAGAGUAGGUUUUCUCAGUGCGAAUUUGCUUCUCGAAGUUACAGUUCAGAGGGACACUACCAUCUCCUCUGAGACUCACUCAUUUUUUGUCAAGUGUAUUCCUCACAACUCGGAAAAAGAAGAAAAGUUGCUCAACGAUCUCCAGGUGUUCAAACGCGAAGGCACAUUUUUUCGCGACUUGGAACCAGAGAUGCUGAAGAAUUUCAAAGGCGAGCAUUGGAGCGCCGAGUGUUACUUGGUCAAGGAUGACGUACUAGUUUUUGAAAACCUCCAGAUCAAGAACUUCAGAAUGUCUAAUCUCAUCUUGGACGAGGCCACCGUCAAAGCAGCAGCUUCAACUCUAGCAAGGUUCCACGCGGCGUCAGUCAUACUGGAGAAGCGAUUGAAAAAGUCAUUCCAAGAGAUGUAUCCUGACUUGUUCGAAGGCAGUAUUUUUAAUCGUGGGAAUUUUUACCGCAACUGGUUCCGCGCUGGCAUAGACGUCAUCAUCGAUGUGGGAGAGACUCUAAAUCUCGAUACUAGCAAAGUACGGGACUAUCUUAUGAAAAUAUUUGAGAUCCUAAAGCCCUCGAAUACGAGACGUAACAUCCUGUGCCACACUGACUUGUGGGCCAACAAUAUAAUGGUUAACGAUGACGAUGAUUCGCCAAAGUGUAUCCUUAUUGAUUACCAGACGGUGAGGUGCGUACCACCAGCUGCAGAUCUUGCACACCUGAUAUUCUUGACGAUGCCUCGGAAGGCACGCGAUGCAUUGGAGAAGAGUAUAGUUCAGCAGUAUCACGAGGUCUUUAAGGAAACUGUAAUGAGGAACGAGCCAGAUAUGGAGGUGCGAAAUUUGCAAGAGCUAAUGGAGGAGUACGAAGAGUAUAAGCACUAUGGACUGAUCUAUGCAGCCUUUCAACAGCCGCAGAUGUUCAUGGACGAGGCUUUCAGAUCUGAGUUGAGCAAGGAUUCAGUGGCUUUCGAAAAGUUCUUCUUCGAGGAUAGAACUGGACUUGUGAAAGAACUGAUGAUGAAAAAUCCGGAUUACAGGGAAAAGAUUACAGAGCUGGUGAAGGAAGUCGUCGAAUAUGCCAAUAGGGCUUGAUGUUCAAAGUUGUAAAGAAGUUAUGUAGUAAACAAUGACAGGCGUUGAUGACAGGCCAAUGAUGGAUCAUUGCUAUUCAAGAAAUGUUGUGAUGUAAUAUUAUUACAGUAUUAAAUACAUACAUUUUUAUUCGCUA
Messenger RNA from Nasonia vitripennis (jewel wasp), 1490 nucleotides. RefSeq lists its product as uncharacterized. The transcript is spliced from 2 exons. The record is from RefSeq and is a predicted model, not a curated record. The coding region runs from base 56 to 1354 and encodes 432 amino acids. Lineage: Eukaryota; Metazoa; Arthropoda; Insecta; Hymenoptera; Pteromalidae.